AUGUUCGUCAAUUAUGACAUUUGGCUGAACAAGGGGCAAGGGCGCGGGACCGAAAUGACCAAAACUAUGCACAUCAUUUUUUCGUGCUUGCUGCAUCGUUCUGCUUUUCAAGCGCGGCAAGGUGGUAGGGUGGAAUUUGCAGUCCACAAUACUGGCCAACAAAUGUCUGGAGUGGCUCUGAAUAAUUGUUGCAACACAUCACGUCAGUGCAAAAAGGCAUUGGCUGAUGCCAUUGCCUCGUCACCAGAUGUUUCCACCUUUCACUCUCAGAUUUCGGCAUGCAAGAGUGCAAUGCUUCAGUCUGUCUCGUUUACUCCUGAUUCUAACACAAAAAGUGGCACAAAUGGCUCUGGCAUAGACAAAGGCGCAGCUAGAGCGACAGUAUCGUCAGGCUCCUUUGUGGAAGACCUCAAGCAAUGCAAUGGCCCUUCAUGUGGACGAUACGUUUCCGCGGAUGAAAUUAAGUAUUGCCCUUGCAGAAAGGUAUCGUACUGUUCCCCAGCCUGUCAACGAGGUAAGAAUGAAGAGUUUUGUCUCAAAGAUGUUUCUUCAGUUUCUAUUUUGCUAAAUAUCUGGAUUUCAAGCACACUGGAAAGUACAUAA
Molecule: messenger RNA, 603 nt
Organism: Cylindrotheca closterium
Lineage: Eukaryota; Bacillariophyta; Bacillariophyceae; Bacillariales; Bacillariaceae
Source: the annotation of a GenBank genome assembly